Porites lobata is the source of this 7985-nucleotide messenger RNA. Lineage: Eukaryota; Metazoa; Cnidaria; Anthozoa; Scleractinia; Poritidae. The record is from the annotation of a GenBank genome assembly.
AGGUUCAAUUUCUUUUUUCCUUUCCCUUCAGCGUUGGACAAAUUUGGGAUUGUUGAGUUCACUUCUGCCCAGGUUACCUGUGUAGCCUUUGAUUCAGCUGGAAUAAAAACUCCUGAAAGGAUACAGUUCAUGAGGAAGGGUAUUUUUGCCCAAUAUACAAACAUAUCUCAGGGGCACCCAACGACAAUUUUCGGAAAAUUAUCUGUUCGGAAGACGAUUUGAGAUCUAGAAUUUUCGGAUCAUUUUCUGUAAAAUUUCUUGCUUGCCUGCUUCUCCUAGGAUUUUCGAACAUCAAAAAAAUGGUAUAAUUGCCCAUUUUUAACGGAUUUUUACCCUAAAAAGGUCACCUAGAAUUUUCGGGAGCCUUUUUUCUGGCUGAAAUUUUCGGAAAGGUAGAUUUUCAUCCCUAUAAUUUUCGGAUCACUAUACUUUCAGCUAGGAAAUCCGAACAGAUGAAAUAUUUUUAGGGGAUAAAAAUAAGCCUUUAUCUACUGUUUAAAUACUAAAGUACGUCGCGCUAUCCGAGUGACCAGAGGAGGCUUGGAGCCGAGCGCGAUAGCGCGAGGCCUGGCAAAAAAUGGCAAAAAAAGUCCCAGAUCGACGAGAAAAAGUCCCAGAUAAUUUCUCGACGAAAAUCCUUUGUUUUCUGCGACGAUCACGGAAUAUUUCGGACUCAUGAGAUUAAUACAUCUCUUCCGAGCAUCUUUGGACCGUUUCAACUGAUAGCAACGAAAUGUGGCGGGCAUGUUUUCCCAAAAACACUGGUAAGUUAUAGGCCGAUACACACGAGGGGUUUUGCAUAUUGUUCACAGUCUUGUUCGCUACACGAAGCUAGAAAAACGUUUCUUCGUAGUUGGACAUGGGACGAUCACUGUACACUGUAUGUACACUAGUAUCAAAGGCUUCAUUUUCAUUGAACAAAAUGGGCUUUGAUUUCCUAGUUACAGGGCUAUAGUGGGCUUAUUGUGCCUUUGUUGUUCGAAUCGUUGGUAGGAAAAAAUCACGAGAAUCAUUUACACGGUUUCGCGCGAAAAGCCAAAAAAAAAAACACUACACGCUAUUUUCAGCUGUUUGAAUAUGCUUUUUGCUCUUUAUGAUAACCUAGUUCCUUGAACUUGUACCUUGCAGUUCCCAGUUCAUGCAAAACAUUCUAAUAGUCUAUUUUGAAAAUAGCACCAGUAACUCAUGUAAUAUUCGGGUGUCUUAGUUUUACCUGAUUUUUAAUGAUAUGACUUUCAUUCAGUCCUUUAUAUAACUGGGACUUAGAGCGAUUUUACUUGACCCAUGAAACAUUUAAUAACAACUAGUGCAAAAUAUAGGUACAAAUAAACAAAAGAAGACAAUAGAAUUAGUGCAUGAUAGUGCUUAGUAUUCUACUUCCUUUUUCAUGCGUUAAGUAAAAUAACUCUGAAGGAGGCUGCAAUUUUAGAGAUGGGAAAAUUUUGGAUAGUUGACACUUAAUCUUAAUUUACCUGCCUGACAGGCAUAAUUUCUGAGCAAGGUAUUGUACAUCAAAUGUUUAGUUUUUUAGUAUAUAUUGUCUUUUUUUUUACCUUCCUUUACAUUAAUUUUCAGAAAGUUUUAAAGGGGAUGAAAGGAGAGCAUGUAAUAGACGACACUGGGGAUGCGAAGGAUACAGGAGCAAAAGGAAAAUGCAAUUCAGCUGAAGAAAACUUGAAAUGAAAAUAAAAAUAUGAAACCGUGAUGUUUAAUAUUGAAUUUCUUAGAUUUCAUCAAACAAAACUUUAUUGAUUUUAUAAGAAAAUUAGAUUGAUUUCCUAACAAGCCAUAGUUCUGAACACUUGUGAAAUUUGUUAAGAGAAAUAAUUUUUUUAAACCUGAUAACAACUACUUCUUGUCUUGUAAAGCUUGUUGUGGGAAUGGGUUGGGGAAACAACUUCAAGACCAACUUAAGACCUUUUUUCACUUAAUUUGAUGCCAUAAUGGUACCAUUGGCUUGGCCAGCUACAUGCCGUGUUCAGCUGUUUGAAUAUGCUUUUUGCUCUUUAUAAUACCCUGGUGCCUUGAACUUGUAUCUUGCAGCUCCCAGUUUAUGCAGAACAUUCUAAUAUGUCUAUUUUGAAAAUAGCACCAAAAACUCAUGUAAUAUUCUUUUUAAACUUAUGACUCACUGGAAGACCACUGCUGCGAAAGUGGUUCAAGAUAAAAAAAGAAAACAGAAAAAAAAAGGAAAGCACUUAAUUUGAGUGUCAGUGUAUUCAGCACGAAAGUAAUAAUUGGGGACACUAUUUUUACGCCUACUACCGCCAUUUUACGUGGUCAUACAUCCAAGCCACGCAAAGGUCUAGCCAUUUGCAGCAGGGCAAAGGUAAUACCUUCAUUUCUCAGUCAUUUUACGAUCCUGAGUAUUGGUCCGACCCCAGGAAUUGAACUUCUGACCUCCCACUCUGCAGUCAAGCACUCUACCAACUGAGCUAAUCCUACCACCGUUGAGAUUAAGUUUACAUAAGAUAGUAGUACAGUGGAACAUAGAUAUGGGGUCGUGCAACAUCAACAACAAUAGAAUCAGACAUUGAUAGAAUCAGAAAGAAAGCUUGGCUGAAAGUUUUCAACAGUCCCCAAAGGAUCAUCUCAUUUAAAUGGUGGGUAGAUACACUGGUUGAAGAUAACUUGGAUAGAGAAUUAAAUUUUAUUCAUGCUAAAUGCUAUAAAAGCAUGGACACAAAGUGUUUUACAUCUGAUGCCGUUUCAGGAUAUUUGAGCGUUCCUGAUGUCACUCAGUAUGUUGUAAACUGCCCCUAUAGCUUGUAUCUGACACAUUGAGGCAUAUUCAAAAGGCUGACAGCACUUUAUGACUUCUGUUUUUUAUGUUUAAUGGGCAAAAGCAGCGUCCAUGAGUUGAUCCACUAUCGUUUAGGACGACACCUAGGCUAGAAGUCUCUCUUGAAUUGCAAUGCGCGCAGUGCUGCGAUUCGAUUAACAAGUUUUUCAUCCGCUAGAUAAUAUGCUGAGUACAGAGCUAAUUCGAUGACACAUCUUUCACGAACUUCAACAUGGUUUAACUCAUUCCCGACAGGCAAUGAAACACACUCCUGAGAUGGGACGAUUUGCUGGGCUGAAUUAUAUCCAUAUUUUUUGAUACAAUCAAAACUCGAAAUUACUGACCUACGAUAAUAACAGGUGUACACGCGGAACGAUUCCUUGAAAGAAAUUUCUCCAACAUCUCUAUGUAUUUGAUGGCAAACGUUGAUUAAAGAAUCCCAACCUAUUUCCGACGCUUUUUUUCAUUUCUUCAAGAAUCUUGGCUUAAGUCGCAUUCUUGGCUUUGACGCAGCCAUUUUGGAUUUGCCAUUAUUUGCCAGGCGUCCUAGGCGAAUUUUCCCGACAAGCUUGACAGGUGACGUCACAUCCGAAAUCGCCGAGGACGACUGGGAACGAGGCUGUAUGUUUAUGUGGUUUUGAACUAUAUUCUCGUUGGGUGCCCCUGAUAUCUGCUAAUGACAACAUAUAUUUCACAAACCGAACCGAGGAAGUGGACAAGGGUAAGCCGAUGUCUUAUAAAAAUAAAACAUAUUAGUGACUCUAAGUAUUGGAACUGAUUAUCCCAUUUUAUAUUUGAUAUUACACCGCUAUUACACAAUGAGACAGCGCGCUUUACAUUAGUGAUCUGAAUUAGCCUUUGUUCCAGGCUUGGAGGCUUGGAGCAACUCGGAAAUGGCGUAUUGCUUCAUUACAUUGUUUAAAGGAAUCUGUCAAGUUUCUUGUAUACCUUACUACAUAAGACAAUGGUUGUCUUUACACUAGGCUGUUAAGUAAGACUUAAGAGCUGCUAAGUUUUAUACGUGUGAAGGCCUAAGUAAAAUCUCAAGUAACUUUACUUUGCAUCUCAUUAAAGUCGGAAAGUUGAAACGAUUCAAGAAUGUUCAAGUGACUUGAAAACCGUCCUUAAAACCGACUUAGCGAACUUGCGGUUUCUAAGCUUUGAGAAAGGCGAAGCGUGUCAAUCAAUCUUAAUUAUGUUGCGUGGGAAAAUAGGCUUAAGUAAACCUGAAGUAAAAAAGAUAGGUUGUGUGUGAAGCUUUCUUUUACUUGAAGAAUUUAAAAUUUACUUGUCUCGAAAUAUUUCUUAGCUUAUUUAGGCUCUAGUGUAAAGACUACCAAUGGUUGCGGUCACAUCUACGACGUAACCAAAGUUUAACUUAAGUUAGUGACAAGUUACGUGAUGUCAUACCUAACUGUAGUUGGUGCUUUCGGUCGACAUUGAGGUCACACCACGCAGUUAACGACAGUUAGUUCUAAUUAGCGGAUGUAAAUUUUUUGUUUGUUGUUUUUGGUUUCCCCCUCGCUUCACGCUUGGUUAUUAUUUUGCAUAUUUAUAUAUGCUCAUCUCGCACGUGCGAAAAGAAGUGUCACAUUCUGAUUGGUUGUUUGUUUCUAAACUUGAGACUAACCCACGAACCCUACUUGGGUAUAACUGUAUUUAAGGGCCUGUUUACAUGGAGGUGGGGGACUCCAGGCAGGUGAGGUAACCCGCUUAGGUGGGGUAACCCGCCUGUCCAUAUGAUCUCUCAUUUUAAUUUGAUCACGUCUACAUAAUAGGGACCUUUAGCAUUUGCCUAGUCCCUAGGCCUCAUUAUUAUGUGCAGCCGAUGCGUUUCGGGUCACGUGGUCCGAGAACGUUUUUGAGGCCUAGACAAAUUAAACUCGGAGAAGUGAGACAUUUUGGGCGCUUUCCAUUUACGAAAAAAACCCGGAAAUUUCGGUGGUAGCAAAAGUGGAAUUUCCGAUUGGUAAAAAGUUGUUCCAUUUGGUCGUAAACCCCGGUACGUGGCCGGGUACCCGACCGUGGACCUGGAACUGGUACAAACUACGAGAAACGUAAAUGGAACACGACAUUCCGUUCGGAAAUUCCAACCGGGAAAACGGGACCACCUUUUUAGAUUUUCCACUUUUUCUGGGAAUUUUCCAGUGGGACGAACCGACGAAACGUGUUCCAUUUACCGGCGAACCGGAAAUUCCGGAAAUUUUGACUAAAUGGAAAGCGCCCUUUGUCUCACUUGAGGCGGAACUUUUGGAAGCGGGCGAGCUGUCAAUAACUUUUCCGCGCUGAUGAAAGAUGUCCAGCAGCCAUGGAGAGUACAGAGGAUAAAGAGUUAAACCGAGGAUUUUUAUUCCAUGCACGUUUUCAUUGUUGAAAGUCCUUUGGCCUUUGUUUUCCAUUUAUCUCAUUAAACUAAUUUGAACUUUAUUUCAUCUCAAAAACUAUUGUAGGCUAGGCAAAACAGCGUCGCAAAAAAAUUAUUUGAUCAAGAAUCGGAAGGUAAGCUAAAGAAAUAAGUUUAUAUUUAUUCUUGGAUAUAUAUUCUUUCGUUUCUCUAUUAUAUUUUCGCUUGCUCCUAUAAAUUUCUCGUUAUCAUUUCACUUCGAAAUAUUUUAUGUAAUUUAAUUUUUGGAUUUGGAAGCUUAUCAGACUAAUCGGACAGGCUGUUGAAUUUGGUCUCUAAAUUUGGUAGAAUGUCAACAAACUACUGUUUCAAAUCUUUUUAUCAGUAAGGAAAUAUCAUUUUAAUAGUUCAUUUGAAAAUAAACUAAAAGAGAAAUUACUUGCACGUUAUACAGACUAUUCUUUCCGAUUCAAAGUAAUAUUUUUGUUCUUUGAUAACAGAAACCAGGUUAAGGCCGAUCUUUAAGCGAAGGAUAUUCACGCGCAAAGUUAUUUAUAGAUUAUUUCAGUUGAACGUGGGAACGUUUCAAAAAUGCUCACGCAUGCGCACUCCGAGAUUGUCUAGGCGUCUCCCGGCCGUUCGUCUCGGAUACGUCACCGAAAUGCAUUGACCGAGAAAGGCCUGGAAAGACGCCGUAUAGGGACCAGGCAACUUUAGCAUCACGUUUUUCACGGGAAACUGCAAACCGCAAACCGCAAAAUUUCAUGUGACCACGGCCUUGCGGUCACGUUUGCAGUUUGCAGUUCACCUUUGAACCGCAGGAAGGGCUUCCAGCGGUAAGUGAUUUACGGCAAAGUUUUUUGCCACAAAAAAUAGUACAGCCUCGCGUCUAAAGGUAUAAACUAGCUUUUUAUAUCGGUUUGCGAUGUGUUUGUUGGAUUUUUGAUCUCGAAUCAAAGAAUUAUUGGUGAGUUUUGGGCGAUUAAAGUGAUGCACUUCGACUUGAUGAAAACAACAUGGCGGCCCUAAACAAUAUAUGAACGCGUACUUCAUAUCAAUUUUAUAUUCCUUUCUGCCGUACUAACAAAGGAAAGUAUUCUGUUUCAAUCCAGAGUUAAAAUUUUUUUCUAUCUUGUUACUGAAUUCAUAACUUAACUCAGUCUCUCUUUAGUUCCUAUUUUUUAACGUAUCACUCCGCGAAUUUCAUUUUAUUUUGCUUAUUUCUUUGAGACUGCGGAGCCCAGGCUUCAUAAAGCCUUCUGGUUUCUUCUGGGCUCCCUUGCAACCUUACAAUUCCUAUAUGUAUUCUUCUGUUGUAUUAUAUUUUGGCUAAAUAAAAAUGAACUGAACUGAACUGAACGCCUUGCUAAAGUUUGAAAUCUCGGCAACGUGAAACUGCAAACGCGUAACUGCGGUUUGUGGAUUGUGGUUUGCGGUUUACCUGAUGUUAAAGGUCUCUAAUAGGUGGGGUGACCCGCCAAGGUGGGUAGCCCGGUCUGCCAGACCGGGUAACCCUCUCAGCCGGGGUCACAUUUUGCCAUGUAAACGUUCAAGGUGGGGUAACCCGCCUGCCGGGGUCGGAUUCGUGAUACAUCAAAUUCGCGCAAAAUUCACUUUGGUGGUGGCUUUGCAUCAUUAUUAAAGGAAACAAUAGAAAGCCACAGCACUGAAUGUUGCAGCAAGAGCAGCAAGUGAGUGUUGAAGAGCAUUAAUCGCCAAAACACGUGGUUUGCCAGCAUAUUUCUUGUUUAGGUGCUUAGCGACCAUUGAAUAAUCUUGAGAAAGUGCACCCCGGGAUGGCGGGUUGUAAGAUUGCAUGUAAAGGAGGGUUAUUGUUUUACCCCACCUAAGGGGGUUACUUCACCUACCUGGGGUCCCCCACCUCCAUGUAAACAGGCCCCAAGUCUGUAUUGUUUUGGAUCAGCAGAGGCGUAAAUUUUUCUAACUAUAGUUAGAGCGAACAGAGAAGAGGUCACAUUACCGAAAUAGCUAUCUAUAGUUAUCCCCGCAGCCAAUGACAAAUAUGCAAGGAAGCUAUUCGACGGUGUGAAAAUUAAUUACCUACUAACAUUCCUAACACUUCUACAGGUGGAAAGAAAUUAAAGAAGCUCAUUGUCACGAUGCACAUACGGAAUGUAACGCUACAACACGACAGUACGUAUGGUCAAUUGGGAAGGCACGAAUGUCACGCUUUUGCGGUUGGAUCACCCUUGGAGCGCAAGCAUGGUUUCAGUGUGAACGUCAUUUUGAGUAAGUUUAGUCUCAAAUUUAUGAAAACACGUGUAACGCAAAACCUCGCGAAACAGAGGAAAUAAAGUGGAAAAAAGGCCACGAUAAAUCAAACAUGAAAAAAACAAAACUGCUCAGCUGUGAAUCCGUGUCGAACACUGCGCCAAUUCAGCAGACACAAAAUGAAAGCAAAAAUAUUAUAAGAGGUUAUUGAAAGCAUUUUUCCGUAGAUAUAUUUUAAGGAAAAUAAGCAGGUUUUUCAUGGUAAAAAGCCCAUUAGCGCAUUUCAUAGCAUUUUACUUACUUACUUAUUUUUUUCUUUUAGGAAACGAAAUUCCUUCUGUGUCUAUGACUGAAGUCAACAUGCUUCAACACGGUGACAGUAUCACCAUCUUUUGCAACAUUACUUUUGCCCAGGACUAUCGGACUGGGCUGAAAAGGAUUUCAUGGUUUAAAAAUGGUGUUGUACAGCAAAGUGUGAGAAACCCGGACCCAGACAACCCUGCAGACUCACUGGCACCACUAGUUAUAAAAAAUGCCGCGGCCAGAGAUGGAGGAAAUUACAGUUGUGAGCUUGAGCUUGAGCUUCGUAAUGUUAAACGAUACAAAGUAUCAGACAGUACUAUGAUC